This is a messenger RNA of Erinaceus europaeus (western European hedgehog), 3301 nucleotides long. RefSeq names its product differentially expressed in FDCP 8 homolog (gene DEF8). The record is from RefSeq and is a predicted model, not a curated record. The coding region runs from base 111 to 1466 and encodes 451 amino acids. NCBI's taxonomy places the organism in Eukaryota, Metazoa, Chordata, Mammalia, Eulipotyphla, Erinaceidae. The transcript has 12 exons.
AGCCUCCAGGCCACAGGCGGCAGUAGCGGGCUACAGACCGCGACAUUGUAGCAGCGAGGGCGGUGUGCGGGACACAAUGUAGCCAGGGCGGUGCCAUCAGGUGGGAUGCUAUGGAAUAUGACGAGAAGCUGGCCCGGUUCCGGCAGGCCCAUCUCAACCCCUUCAACAAGCAGUGGGGGACUCGGCAGCAUGAGCAGGAGAUUGGUGAGGAGACCCCAGACAACACCACUGAAGAGACCCUGCAUGAGCUGCCCCCAGGGGAGCCAGAGUUCCACUGCACGGAGCGCACCAUGGACCUGGGGCUCUCUGAGGACCAUUUCUCCCGUCCGGUGGGCCUGUUCUUUGCCUCAGAUGUGCAGCAGCUGCGGCAGGCCAUUGAGGAGUGCAAGCAGGUGAUUUUGGAGCUGCCUGAGCACUCAGAGAAGCAGAAGGAUGCUGUGGUGAGGCUCAUCCACCUCCGGCUGAAGCUCCAGGAACUGAAGGACCCCAGUGAGGAUGAACCCAACAUCCGAGUACUCCUGGAACACCGCUUCUACAAAGAGAAGAGCAAGAGUGUCAAGCAGACCUGUGACAAGUGUAACACCAUCAUCUGGGGGCUCAUUCAGACCUGGUACACCUGCACAGGAUGCUAUUAUCGCUGCCACAGCAAAUGCUUGAACCUCGUUUCCAAGCCCUGCGUGCGCUCCAAGGUCAGCCACCAAGCCGAGUACGAGCUGAACAUCUGCCCCGAGAUGGGGCUGGACAGUCAGGACUACCGCUGUGCCGAGUGCCGGGCGCCCAUCUCCUUACGGGGCGUGCCUAGCGAGGCACGGCAAUGUGACUACACAGGUCAGUACUACUGCAGCCACUGCCACUGGAACGACCUGGCCAUCAUCCCUGCCCGAGUUGUGCACAACUGGGACUUCGAGCCACGCAAGGUAUCCCGCUGUAGCAUGCGCUACUUGGCACUGAUGGUGUCUCGACCAGUGCUCAAACUCCGGGAGAUCAACCCACUGCUGUUCAACUAUGUGGAAGAGCUGGUGGAGAUCAGGAAACUGCGCCAGGACAUCCUGCUCAUGAAACCCUACUUCAUCACAUGUAAAGAGGCCAUGGAAGCACGCCUGCUCUUGCAGCUCCAGGACCGGCAGCACUUUGUAGAGAAUGAUGAGAUGUACUCAGUGCAGGACCUGCUGGAUGCACACACCGGCCGCCUGGGCUGCUCACUCACUGAGACCCACACGCUGUUUGCCAAGCACAUCAAGUUGGACUGUGAGCGGUGUCAGGCCAAGGGCUUUGUGUGUGAGCUCUGCAGAGAGGGCGACGUGCUGUUUCCCUUCGACAGCCACACGUCAGUGUGCACGGACUGCUCUGCUGUCUUCCACAGGGAUUGCUACUAUGACAACUCUACCACGUGCCCCAAGUGUGCUCGGCUCACUCUGCGGAAGCAGUCACUCUUCCGGGACACUGGACCAGACGUGGAUGCCUAGAAGAGUGGGCACCCUCCUGGACCGCUGUGCACCUGCUCUGUGGUCAUUACCAAAAUCAAGGUGUAUCUCAUGCUUUGGAGACUCCUUGGAUGCAGCCCCAGGACCUCCCCUCUGUUGUGCUGUGAGGCAGGAGGAACGUCAGCCCUGGGCACCUACCAGGACUCAGAGCUGUGUCUGGCUAUCUCCCAGGGAUGCUGCUUUGAGGGUUGUUGGUGUGAUAUCCUUCCACUGCAGGGGCCCAGUGAUGGGGGCUGGGAAGGGCUUCUUACUCCCUCUGCAAUGAAGAGCCUCCCAUGACCCUGAUGCCUAAUAGCUGGGCCCUGGCUGAGGGCCCCCAAAAGGCAGCUGCUUUUAGCCAAUCUUGACCUGAGUUUGGUCUCUGGUGGGUGGUUUGAGAUACACCUGGAGGCUCCCAUUACCUCAGCCUCUUGUCUCCUCGGGGACCUCUGGCUGUACCUAGUUGUGCCGAAUCUCCACAGCUCGCCGCCUGGGUCUUCCUCUGGCGGGACCAGUCCAAGGACUAUCGUUCUUUCUAUACAGCAUGGAGGGAAGGGGCUGUGAACUCGUCCUGCUGAUUGGACUGGCCCAACUUGCCCUGGUGCUCCGAGCUAAGGGGCCUGUCUUGCUCGACAUAUAGAGCAGAGCCUGUGCCUGCGGGAGGUUCCAGGUUAGGCAGGAGUGGUGGUUAUGGGAGGUCUGUGUGCAAUUUCUUGGACCAAGUGUGCCUCAGGAGCCCCAUUCUGCUGCCAGAGUACUUCUGUAAAACCCUGGAAGGAAAAUGUGGAGACCACUAACCUGAGGGCUUUUCUUUGGGGCCUAAAGUCAGGUGCUGGAAAUACUUGUUCAGGGGAGAGCUCAUUGGAGAAGUCUGGGGAGUGGGGUGUUAGUAGUGGGGUGUGGGAGGGCCUGCACUAUAGCUGACAAAGGUACCUGGAUGGAGAUGAGGCCAUAGCUUUUCCAGGGGGAGCCUCAGUGGAUCUCAGUAUCUGCUUUUCGCUUUAGAGACCCUGCUGCUGAAGGGAAGGCCUGUGACAAGGACCUUCAGGCUAUGGCUUCUCAGUCUUUCCUGCUCUGUCUCUGUGCUCGUAGCCCUGGCCUGGGCUUGGCUGUGAGUACAUAUGGCUUGCACUCAGGUAGCAGGUGAUGGCAAGGACUCAGUUGCUCCAAGAGCCACCAUCUUUGACUGAGAAGCUCAAGAGGAGAAAUGUCAAGUUUGUUGGCCAGUGUGCGAGUAGGAACAGCAUCACCUCCUUGUCCUUUUAUGUCACCAGGAAGGCCUCACAUGGAAGCUUUGGGUAGCACACUGUCCUGACUACCUCAGCAGGAAACAGUGGAAAGCAAACAUUGUCACGUGACAUAGGGUCACAUAAGGCCAGCAGGGGCCCCCUGCCCUACAACACCCUCUUUUGGACUGAGGGGUGGGGUAGUGAUUAAAUGCCCUUUUUCUACACCCUCAAAUCAGCACAUUUCUCACUGCUGCAUCAUGUUUCUGUCAUAUGGAUACCGGCCAUUCCUGAAUUACUGUGCAGUCAACAUAACAUGUUAUUCCAGUUACAAUCGGUGUGUCCAUGGAAAACAUUAGCACGAUGACAUCUGUGUUGGACAGAGUUGGCUUCCUUCCCCUAACCUGGCCUCCAUUACCUCCUUUCCAACAUCUCUCCCCACCUACCACUUCUAGAUGAGUCUUUACGUCAAACUAUAUGUGGGACCCUAAGGCCAUAGCACAGUAGCAAAACCCCCCAAUAAACCACCUUGGCCAGCACCUCAGAAGAAAAUGAGGGACACCCCAUUGUAAUACUGCUGUAGCCAUGCUAAUUAAAUCCAUGUUUCACAGA